Molecule: messenger RNA, 2508 nt
Organism: Belonocnema kinseyi
Lineage: Eukaryota; Metazoa; Arthropoda; Insecta; Hymenoptera; Cynipidae
Product: cysteine and histidine-rich protein 1 homolog
Exons: 7
Coding region: 402-1478 (358 amino acids)
Cellular component (GO): nucleus
Molecular function (GO): zinc ion binding
Source: RefSeq, a predicted model, not a curated record
UUUUUCCACUUUUAAAUGCACAAUAAACCGUAUUUUAAGUAAACCCUAAUUUAAAAAAUCAAUUAAUUUAAAAUUCUUUAAAUGCCUUUCACGCUUUAACUUCCGAAACGCUUUGAUAAGAAAAGUCAGAAAAGGUUAACUGUUGACAGGACUGAAGGUAGAAUCGUAGGGAUUGGAGGGCCCGCCCGGAAAAUUGCAGAAAACUGAAGGGAGAGAGGGGUGCUCGUUCUGCGUCUCUUUAUUGAGUUUAGUGCAGUUUAGUGUUUUCUGUUCUGUCAGCUGGUGCGUCAGCUAGUUGUGUUGUUAAUUUUUCUGUCAAACAUUGUCACGUUUUACAAGAACUUCUGAAGUUGAGAACCGCGGAAACAGAGUUCGUCCAGGGGAAAACCAAAACAAUCAAAAUGGCGGACCCGAGCAACGAGGUUGCUUCGUCGAGUGGUAUUUCAGAGCAAGUUGUCCCUGCUCCUCAAAUUCGUGAGGAUUUGGAAAAAAGUGAAGAUUUCCUUGAGCCAGAUGCAAAACGUCGUAAAAUCCUCCGAGCUGAGGGGAAAACUGAACAAAAGUUGGAGCAUCGACUGGGUGGAAUCCUUUGCUGUGCCGUUUGCCUUGAUUUGCCCAGGGCGGCCGUUUACCAGUGCACCAACGGACACUUGAUGUGUGCUGGCUGCUUCACUCAUGUCCUGGCUGAUGCCAGGCUGCGAGACGAGUUGGCAACAUGUCCGAACUGCAGAAUUGAAAUCAGCAAGACCUCGGCAUCUCGAAAUCUUGCGGUUGAAAAAGCUGUUUCUGAGUUGCCCGCCGAGUGUCAGUACUGUGCUAAAGAAUUCCCACGAAAUUCUUUGGAGCGACAUGAAGAGUCUAUGUGCGAGGAAAGGAUAACGAACUGUAAAUAUAGUAGAAUUGGAUGUCCCUGGAGAGGUCCAAAUCAUGAAUCGACAGAACAUGAAGCAAAUUGUGUGCAUCCUACUCGUUCGGGCGCUGAUGUUAUGGAAGCCCUAAGUGAUAUCGAUACUAAAACACUCGAAGAACGAAAAUUGUACGACAAUGUAUUCGAACUACUCUCUUAUGAGAAAAUUACGUUCAAUGAUCUGCAAAUGAAGCCAUAUCGAACCGACGAAUUCGUCCACAAAAUCUUCUACGAAACUUCACGAUUUACAGCUUUUAAUCAUCAGUGGGUUGUCAAAGCGAGAAUUAAUAACAGCCAGCGAGAUCCUACUCAGAGUUCCGAGCGUGAUAUGACUUACCAGCUCAUUUUAAAAUCAAAAACAACUAUUCCGAUGCCACUUCAUUACUUGAUCCUGAAAGGACCUUUUGGAGAUAUGAAAGUCAACCCCAGAAUUCAUAAACACGACUUUUCCGACUCUGAUAACGAGAGUCCUUAUUUGCCUUUGCCAUUACCAGACACUGCUGAGUGCAAUAGACUUCUAGCAGCGAAAACCAUCAGUUUCCGAUUAAUACUGUUUUGUGCAUCCAAGUAACGUGUUGAGUUGACGUUACGCUUUCGCAAGAGGUUGAGUCGUGAAUGAAUUCCGAAUCACAAAUAAUAUUAAAUUUAAUAGAGACAUUAUUAUUAUUAUAUAUAAAUAUAAGUUAUGCCGCUAAUUAUGAUAUGAAAAUUAUGUUACCCGCAUAGACGCUACCGAGUGAAAGGUGUCGUUUAAUCAAUUUCAGCUGUAAUUGUUAGAUGAAAAAGUUGACAGCUUAAACGAAUCUCUGCGCGUGUUAUGGUCAAUAUCACGUUGGAUUCGUUAAUCAUUCAUUGACUAGAGGAAAUGACCAAUCGUACUUCUUGAGGCACCAUAAUUUCAUGCUUGACGUGUGUCACGUAAAGUAUUGAUACAUCAGUUUUACCUACAAGUAGAUAAAUCGGCUUUAAUGAAUACAAAAAUAACUACCUAAUAUAGGUCAUUAUUCAGUAGACGUAUUUAAGCGUUUAGAAAUAGUUUAAAGGAUAUAUUCUAUUAAACUUAGAGGCUCCGCAGUUUUGGAUUAAGUAGCUUUUUCUGGAGUUUUAGAAAUAGAUCUUUAUACUCGAAUUUACAUAUUUAAGAGAGCGUAUAUCCAGAAGAAAAAUUCAAGUGCAUUUUUUGCUUACAACACUCGAAAGGAACUCCUGAAAGUUUAUAUUUUUGGAUCCGGAUCUCGCAAUUAGAUAUUAAUUUUUUGGUUUGAUAUAUUUUUUUAUUGAAAUCGAAAUAUUUCGAUUACAUUUGCAUCACAAAUGUUUUUUUUAGAGAUCUUGUUGUCUGCAAUAAUAUUACGGAAUCAGUUGUUGCAGAAAUGGUUCCUUUCAGGCUUGGUAUCAUUAUUUGUUACUUCAUGUAAAUAAUUGAUUGAGAGCAAUAGAAAUGCUCAGACUUUUAUAAUUGCUACUUUUUGUGCACACAGCUCCUUAGAUUAUAUGAAUAGCUAUUUCUCUUUAUUAUAUUAGAUGUUAUAGAUUAUUAAAUCUAUAUAUUGAAUACUGUAAUCGCAUCCAUUUCAAUAAAUUUAUUAUUUCACUCGGAA